AAUAAGCUGUGUUAAGGUUAACCGCGCUUUCCAUAUCGCUUUCCAUAUCGAAUAAGUUACUUGUUUUGAUCCAAGACCUUUUUAUUCGAUUGAUAGAACGUCCAAUCAUGACACUUUCUUGACAGUAAUGCUGUGUAGUAUCUAGCAGUGAAUUGACUUUGCAUGGUUCAAAACAUUCUGGCGAGAAUAAUGUUGUGAUUUGUUCCUGGGUCGACGAGGUAUCAAAAUCAACAAAUCAACCCAAGGGCCCGGACCGUACCGUACCUUGAACCAAGCAGAACUAAUUAAGACCCGGCUUACUAGUCUGCAGGCAAGCUUGAAUUCCAUAAGCUAGCCUAAAGCUCAUAUUCUGGAACAAUUGAGGUGGAAAAAUAACAACAUGGCACUCACGGAGCGGGAAACAGCACAAUUGCGAGGGUCACUACAGGAAGCCGUGGUGAAAUGCUCGGAGAGAUGUUUAUAUCAAUCUGCAAAAUGGGCAGCAGAACUCCUAACAUCUAUACCGACAAAUGAUGACUUAGAGCCCGAAGAUUCGCAGAUGACAGAAGUUCCCGCAGAAGGACUGCCUCCAAUUGUCCUUACUGGAAAUCUCGAUCCCGAAGAGGCACAACUCGAGGCGAGAGAGAUCAACAAAUAUUUGUUGGCGAAAUCAUUUUUCGAUUGCCGCGAAUUCGACCGAUGUGCGGCUGUAUUCCUGCCAGAUAGAUUGCUCUCUGGGAUUUUAUCAACGACGGCUGGAAAAGGUAGUCAACACGGGGUGAACACAAGAUCAAAGGGAAAAGAAAAGGCAUCAAGUCGAGUUAGCACAGGCGCAACAUCGGGUCUUCCAAAACUGAGCCAAAAGAGUUUGUUCCUAGCUCUAUACGCAAAGUUCAUGUCCGGUGAGAAGAAGAAAGAUGAAGACAGUGAGAUGGUAAUGGGCCCUCACGAUGGAGGAAAUACAGUAAAUAAACAGUUAGUCACAAUAAUUCGAAUAUUGGAGGCUUGGUUUCAAGAGAGAAAGACUGAAACUGGAGAGCUUGCGGGUAGUCAAGGAUGGCUUGAAUAUCUCUAUGGAAUGGUACUGGCCAAGGAUAAAAAUGAGGAAGAGGCGAUGCGCUGGCUGGUCCGAAGUGUUGAGUUAUUUCCCAUGAAUUGGGGAUGCUGGUUGGAGAUGACUUCUUUAAUUUCGAGAGUUGAGGAUUUGAACCGAAUAUCGCCACAUCUUCCCCAAAACAUUCUCUCGUUCAUAUUCCAUCUUCACACCUCCCUAGAAUUAUACCAGUCGACGCCACAGCUGUCCAAUUCUCUAGAGCAACUUCUUUCUAUAUUCCCAACCAGCCCUUUUCUACUCACAUGCUUAGCUCUUCUAUCCUAUCAUACUAAGGAUUUUGUCACUGCUGAUGCCCACUUCAGUCGCCUUCUUGCACUACAUCCUCAUCGACUAGACUCACUCGAUCACUACUCUAAUAUUCUUUAUGUCAUGAAUCUCAGACCAAAAUUAUCGUUUCUUGCACACCUUUGCUCAAGUGUCGAUAAGUUUCGACCAGAAUCAUGUGUUGUGAUUGGCAAUUACUACUCACUACUAUCAAGCCAUGAGAAGGCUGUACAAUAUUUCAGACGUGCCUUAACACUAGACCGUUCUUGCCUCAGUGCUUGGACGCUCAUGGGUCACGAAUAUGUGGAAUUGAAAAACACCCACGCAGCUAUUGAAUCAUAUCGUCGAGCAGUUGACGUGAAUAGGAGAGAUUACAGAGCCUGGUAUGGACUAGGACAAACAUACGAAGUGCUUGAGAUGCAUGCAUAUGCACUGUGGUAUUAUAAACGUGCAGCAGGACUCCGUCCAUGGGAUGGUAAAAUGUGGAUGGCAGUAGGAUCCUGCUUACAAAAAAUGGGACGCGAUUUGGAGGGUAUAAAAGCAUUGAAGCGUGCAUUGUUAGCGGAUAGCUACUACGAUGCAGGUGUGGGUAGUUCAUUUGGAAGUGGGGGUAGAGAAAGAGGAGGCACUAUGGAUCCGGAAAUCUUACUCCAAAUUGCUGGGAUGUACGAGAGAUUAGAGGAUGAGAAAGAAGCACGAGGAUACAUGGAGUUGUGCAUGGCACAGGAAGAAGGCAAUGAUAAUGUAGAUGCAUCGGCUAUCAACGUUCAUAACGAUUCAGCAUCAUCAGAUGAUGAAGGACGCCAACCAUUGGCACCUACAGGUGAAGGUGGUAAUGGCACAGGAGUCACUGCUGCGACCUCAAAAGCAAGGAUGUGGCUAGCGAAAUAUUCAAUGAGAACGGGUGAUUACAAAAGAGCCAUGCAAUUGGCGACAGAAUUGUGUCAAGAUGGGGUAGAAGUAGAGGACGCAAAAGCUUUAGUUAGAGAGGUCAGAGUCAGACUAGAGGGAUUGGACUCACCCUGAGUAACAAGUCGAAGGCAUUCAUAGGAGUUUUGAGAUACCAAUAAAUAUUGAGUUUAUGUGAAGAAACGGGUACUAUUGGCCAUAUUUGGUGCAAGCUGGUAUAUUGUUUACGUCAUGGUGUUAUGCAAUUUAGUCACGGUGAGGGAAGUUUCGGUCUCCGAAGGGGACCGAAACUAGCCCCGGUGGGCUAUCAAAACACCUAUCUACCGUAUACAGCCUAGAUUAUCUUAGAUACAGAGAACAAUCAGAUCAACUUUCUUC
Molecule: messenger RNA, 2644 nt
Organism: Botrytis porri
Lineage: Eukaryota; Fungi; Ascomycota; Leotiomycetes; Helotiales; Sclerotiniaceae
Exons: 4
Coding region: 380-2383 (667 amino acids)
Biological process (GO): cell division
Cellular component (GO): anaphase-promoting complex
Molecular function (GO): protein binding
Source: RefSeq, a predicted model, not a curated record